This is a messenger RNA of Capronia epimyces CBS 606.96, 507 nucleotides long. RefSeq lists its product as uncharacterized. Lineage: Eukaryota; Fungi; Ascomycota; Eurotiomycetes; Chaetothyriales; Herpotrichiellaceae. The record is from RefSeq and is a predicted model, not a curated record. Bases 10 to 507 code for a protein of 165 amino acids. The transcript has a single exon.
GUUAAACCAAUGUCCAGGAGAUUUCACAACCAUCCUUCCUCAACCUCCUCGCGAGUGCGGUUGUCUCUUCACACCAUAUUCAGUCAUAACCUUCUCCAUCGAUCAACACCGAAGAAUCCAAGUUCAAGCGCCAUGAGCUCCCCAACGGUGUCUUCGUCAUCCUCUUCUGUCCGACCUUCGCCGAGUGCAUCCUACAGCAGCUUCAGAAGCCCGAUCCGGGAGCUCAAUACCAACGCGUCACCCGUCUUCGGUACCUCGUAUGAGUCAAGCCCUACAAGCUAUAAUUAUAUUCGUCGACAGCCGUCGGCGAUCGAUCUUGCUUUGGAAGCAGAAAAAUAUGCCGACCACGCAGAACUCCUUGGACUCGGGCUUCUGGAACCGAGACCCAGAGCAAAUACCACGUCGACAACAUCCUCUUCGCAGUGUUCAAUGAUUGAGUUUAUGCAGGAGACGAUGCAGACACCGGUGGUUUUGGACGGGAUCUUCGAAGUGUUGGAACGGGCAUAA